This is a messenger RNA of Orbicella faveolata, 2410 nucleotides long. RefSeq lists its product as uncharacterized. NCBI's taxonomy places the organism in Eukaryota, Metazoa, Cnidaria, Anthozoa, Scleractinia, Merulinidae. The record is from RefSeq and is a predicted model, not a curated record.
UAGAAAUCUCGUAAUUUGAGUUUUGUUUUCUUUCGUUCCUUUCAUUCCAUUACAGUACAAACUGACCGAAUUCUCUGUAACACUGAUAUGACAAAGGAAAUGAAUUGCAGCGUUUUAGAAUUGACAGAGUUUAGGGUCUUAUUAAAUUAUUUGUCAUUUGGUUCCCUUGACGCUGCUCAAUGCAAAGAUCGCAUUUAGUUCCGUCAGCUGAAAACGCUUUGUGAUUCGAAAUGUUUCAUUGACAAUAUCUUUGCCAAUUAGAUUGCUUUCUCAAGUUAUUCAAUUCACAACUUGGAAUGCUCAUUUCCACCACUUUCACAUAUAGUUACAACGCCGGUAUCACAGCUAUGACUUUCGAGGGCCGUGGUUGGGGACAUAUUUUCUGCUGUAUGGGGUUUAGGAAUGAGAGCGAUUUUGAAUGAGACAACUGUCCAAGAGUCUGCCCAGAAUGUUCAGAUUUUUAUAUGUAUCUAAACAAAUUAAACGAAAGGAAUGAAAUAUUCACAGAGUAUCUUGACAGAGUUUAAAACCCGGCUAUCACAGAUAUUAGCCAUUUAAAAUUUAAAUCACUCGACCGCUAAGCCCUACAUAAAUCUUCAUUGACAUUUUAUAUAAGAUACAGGAUUAGAGGCUGUCAAAGAUUAAGCAUUGUUCAUCGGUUAUCGAGUGUCCAGGAAUUUAUAUGUGCUAUAUACUUUAGAGGCGGCUGUUACGUAUCUGACAAAUGCCAACCCACGCACCAGAUAUCUUCCCUGAAAGACGCCGCCAUUACAUCUUAAUCAAAGAAGACCGUUUAAAGUUACCAACGUGCACUAACUUUCGCAGACGCCGCAAGAAAUGGAAAAUUAGCUCGAAAGGUGCCACUUAGUAGCACUGACCAAAAGCCUGUAGAUAAAUAAACAAUAGCCUCCAUUUAGCACGAAAAUAUGCUCGUAUAUGUCCGCGGGCAUUAUCUGUUGCGAACAGAUUUCCGAGAGCGUAGCUCGAUGAAAACCGUUCGCUUCUCGUAACAGAUAAUGUUCAAGGACAAAUACCUCAGCAUAUUUUCGCGCCAAAUGGAGGCUAUUGUGUUUAUUAUCAUUCAAAUAUUUUCUCGCAGCACGUACUCGUAUAUUACCCAGUUUUAGCUAGGACAUAUUCUGUCACGUCACGAAUUUAAACCAAUCGCCUGCGAGCGAAAAUAUUUGAUGGAUUAUGUUGCGAUAGUACCACUAAAAUCAUAAUAUUACCAGCAAGCAAACCUAACAGAAAUUGCAAAAUAUUAACUAAUUAUGAUCCCUCAUGUCACCAUUGUGUUUGUGUUCAUUGCAGCUUAAAACAAUGCAGUUAAGAGCCACUUGCUUACUGCUGUUCACCAUCACUGCAGGCUCGGCAGGACGGCUUUUUCGGAGAGCAGAAACCAAUGAUGAACAAAAUACAGUGGAUAUGUCUCUGAAAGAUUUAGCAGAAGCUGAGAACCCCAUCAAUAUGCGUGGUUACUCAGGCGUGUGCAAUGUCAAUUACGUAAAGAUUGGAUGCUUCAAAGAUAAGAAAAACGACCGGGCACUUUCACAGGAACUCUUUCAAGAUUUAAGUUCAGGCGAUCCCAAUUACAGUGGAGAAAAUGUGGAUUGGAGCGACUACAGUAUAUAUCUUAGAGGGCUAGCAUGUCGCUGCGCCGAAAGCAGUCAACAGAACGGCUUUACCUACUUCGGUCUCCAAGACUAUGGGCGAUGUUUCAGUGCACCGCAUGCCGCCUCCAGUUACAACAUGCACGGAAGCUCAAACAGGUGUUCAAACCAACACUACCAGAGCUGUGACGACCAUGCGUGGGGCGAGUGCGUGGGGAAAGCUAAAGACGUGAACUACGUGUACGAAAUUGUCGAAGCGAGCAGUGCUGACGGAGAGAUCAGUUAUGGUAAACCGGCAUACGACCAGAAGGAUUAUGAAACCCAAAAUCGAGAGAAUUAAAUAAAAGUUGGUCUGUUUGUAAGAGAUACUCAUUCUUCGGUGUGGUGUUGCUUCGCUUUGUAAUGGAUGAAAUGUAACUGUCUAGAUUUGCAAAGCAAACCCGCUUUGUAUUUAUGACUUUCAUGAGGUAAUUGUUACAUGCAUUUAAAACGGAGUCUAGCUGUUUUAACAUUGCGCGGUUGCGCUGUGAUGACAGCACUCGCCUCCCACGAAGUGGUCCGGGUUCGAUUCCGGCCCGGUGUCAUGGGUGGGUUGAGUUUGUUGCUGGUUCUCGCCUUGCUCCGAGGGAUUUUCUCCGGGUUCUCUAAUUUUCCUCCCUCCUAAAAAACCAACAUUUACAAAUUCCAAAUCGAUCAGGAUAGUGGUCUCGCAUGAAAACCAGCUAGGGCUGAUGUGGCUUUCUCUCUAAAUAUUAUAAUUUUUUUCAGGGACGAACGUAAAUCUUCCAAAGUUUUCUCUU